UUCCUGACCCAUGCACUUCAACGGUUAUGGUAGGCUUCUACCUCACACUUGGCUCUGCAUACUAGCAGGAGGUUAAUCUUUCAACUGUCACACUGACGCUGGGCUAUUGUGAGGCGCGACGCUCCUCUUAUAGUCUCAUACAACCGCGACCCUAAACACCGUUUUUAACGGUUAGUUCUUUCAUUUACGCCACCGAAGAAGAACCGUUUAAUUGGAGAUUUGGACGAUGAGUAGUUUUAUGAAUAUGGCAUGUAUUGGAGACUUCGACCCGUUCACAGCUAGCAUUCCCGCCACCAAAGUUGAGCUCACGGUUUCUUGCAGAAAUCUCCUGGACAGAGACACAUUCUCCAAAUCAGACCCAAUAUGUGUGCUGUACACUCAAGGAAUCGCCAACAGGGAGUGGAGAGAGUUUGGUCGGACAGAGGUGAUAGACAACACACUGAAUCCAGACUUUGUCCGUAAAUUCGUCGUGGACUACUUCUUCGAAGAGAGGCAGAAUCUCCGCUUUGACCUGUACGACCUCGACUCAAAAAGUGACAACCUGUCUAAACAUGACUUCCUGGGCCAGGCGUUCUGUACCCUGGGGGAGGUGGUGGGCUCCAUGGGAAGCCGCAUGGAGAAGCCUCUCAUUGGGAUUCCAGGGAGAAAGUGUGGAACCAUCAUUGUGAGAGCAGAGGAGUUGAGCAAUUGCAGGGAGUCAGUGAUGCUACAGUUCUGUGGGAACAAGUUGGACAAGAAAGACUUUUUUGGGAAAUCUGAUCCUUUUCUGGUCUUCUAUCGAAGUAACGAGGACGGAUCGUUCACCAUCUGCCAUAAGACAGAGGUAGUGAAGAAUACCCUGGACCCCGUGUGGCAGGCCUUCAAGAUUCCUGUCAAGGCCCUGUGCAAUGGAGACUAUGACCGGAACAUAAAGGUGGAGGUGUACGAUUGGGACAGAGAUGGAGGCCAUGACUUCAUUGGGCAGUUCAGCACUAGCUACAGGGAGAUGUCAAGAUGCCAGUCACAGUUUCACAGCUAUGAGGUGGUGAAUCCUAAGAAGAAAGUCAAGAAGAAGAAAAAAUACCUCAACUCAGGAACAGUAACCCUUCUUUCCUGCUUGGUGGACAUGGAGCUCACCUUCCUGGACUACAUCAAAGGAGGGACUCAGAUUAAUUUCACGGUGGCAAUUGAUUUCACAGCAUCAAAUGGCAACCCAUCCCAGCCCACCUCUCUCCACUACAUGAGUCCGUACCAGCUGAAUGCCUACGCCAUGGCCCUCAGAGCUGUGGGGGAGAUCAUCCAGGACUACGACAGUGACAAGAUGUUCCCGGCGCUGGGCUUUGGCGCCAAGCUGCCACCCGACGGACGCGUCUCACACGAGUUUGCGCUGAACGGGAACCCCCAGAACCCGUACUGUAGUGGGAUAGAAGGAGUAAUGGAGGCCUAUUACCAGAGCCUCAAGUCUGUUCGUCUUUAUGGACCCACACACUUCUCCCCUGUCAUCAACCAUGUGGCCAGAUAUGCACAGUCAGUAAAAGACGGAUCCCAGUACUUCAUUCUCCUCAUCAUCUCGGAUGGAGUUAUCACAGACAUGGCCCAGACCAAGGAGUCCAUCGUAAAUGCGGCUACUCUGCCCAUGUCAAUUAUAAUUGUCGGGGUUGGAUCAGCGGAAUUCAAUGAAAUGAUCGAGCUUGAUGGCGAUGAAGAGAGGGUCUCAUCUCAGGGGAGGUUUGCUGAGAGAGAUAUUGUUCAGUUUGUUCCGUUCCGUGACUACGUUGACCGCAGGGGUAACCACAUCCUAAGCAUGGCCCGACUGGCGAAGGAGGUUCUGGCUGAGAUUCCUGACCAGUUCCUCUCCUACAUGAGGACCAGGGGCAUCAAACCAGGCCCAUGCCCUCCCGCCUACACCCCCACUCCCACCUCUACCCCUGCCGUGCACCCCCUCCUAACUCGACGGGUCAGUCGAAUCUGAAGGUCCCCAACCCCCGCGGCCGCCGCCCCUCGGGCCUCUUCCUCUCUCGCGUUUUCUUCCUCGCUGGAAUUCGAUGAGGGGCCGAUAGAAGAAACGAAUGGUUGUUUUCACUCUCGUGUUGCACUUUUGUGACCUCUGGGAUUCCAUCAUGGCGGUUUGGGUUCCAUCAUGGGUUUCAGUGGGGAGGAAAGCAAAGCAUUUUGCUUCCAGUUGAAGUGACCUCAGGAAUGACUUUUCCUGUGAGGUCAGAUGUGAAAGGCUAAAAAUUAUUUUCACUGGUCUGACCCAGCAAAUAAGUGAGUGACUAAACAGGAGCGGCACAUAACCUGUGGAGGGCCAUUCCAAAGGAUUUUGCUAUAUAUUUUUGUGUCCUACUCUUCGUCUUAACAGUUUUCUUUCGCCACUGGUCUCUUUCUAAAUGUUUACAAAAGCUACGGUGAACAGGACAAUUUGUACUUGUGGGUAUAUUUGUAUUUGUCUUUGUCAUUCAGCUGCUCUUAAGCUCUCUACCACCAGAGGUGGUAGCGAAGUUGAUGAUGAUGAUGAUGAUGAAAAUGGUGGUCGUGGUGGCGGCAUCGAUAGUGAUGGUGGUGCAGGAGAAGCUGCUUAUUGUAUUGAUGAGUGUUGUACAGAAUUCAGAGGUGUGAUGUGUUUAAUAUCCUGAGCAUGUUCUAGUCCCAGUACCGUAGCGUGCAUGCAGUGCAGGUCCAGCAGUCAGGGCCUUCUUGUCGUGGCUUCCCGGCUUUACACCUUUCAGACGUCACCACCUAUAAUCUACCCACUCUGACUGACGCUCUGCUGUCCGCCUGCCUUCACUCAAAGAAGACUCCCUUCUUCAGAGUUUGCUCUUAUCGAAUAUAGCAGGGAUUGAACCAGCCUUACACUCCCCCCUCUCUCUCUGUGUCUCUCUCUCUGUGUCUCUGUGUCUCUCUCUGUGUCUCUGUCUCUCUGUGUCUCUGUG
Molecule: messenger RNA, 2912 nt
Organism: Esox lucius (northern pike)
Lineage: Eukaryota; Metazoa; Chordata; Actinopteri; Esociformes; Esocidae
Product: copine-8
Exons: 20
Coding region: 227-1951 (574 amino acids)
Biological process (GO): cellular response to calcium ion
Cellular component (GO): plasma membrane
Molecular function (GO): calcium-dependent phospholipid binding
Source: RefSeq, a predicted model, not a curated record